GUGUCUUUUUGCAGUUAUUGUUGCGCGUUGGAACGAGUAAGUCUGUGUGAAUAUAUAGUGUUCGAACAAGAAAUUCUGUGUGAGAAAAUUAAUAAAAACAUUAUUCAAUAAAAAUGACUAAUAAUAAUGAAGAUCCUCUGUUUACUAUAAAUUUUAUUAAGGCGGUAGAGAAUCGCCCAUGCAUAUAUAACUAUGGUUUAUCCGAGUAUAGUAAAAGAAAUAAAACAGAAAAGGCAUGGAAAGAGGUGGCGGAAGAAAUAAAAGAUACAGGUAAGAAAAAUAUGUUUAUUAUGCGUAUUUCCAUUGAAUUGGUAUUGAUCCUUCGGCCGUCAAAAAAUAUGUCAACAAUGGAAAAGCCUCAUCACCACAUAAAUAAAAAGGAAAAGGUUCAGCAUCUUCAUUUCCUGGCAAAGGUUUUUGAAACUAUCACCUGUAGCCAGAUACCUAAAAAAAAAUACAAAUUUCAACCAACCGCCUCUACUUUUAUUUAUGUAUGUUUUAUCUUUUUAGUGCCUAAUUGUCGCGAACGCUGGAGGAAUAUAAGAGGAUCCUUUUUAAGAUCGUUAAAAAAACCACGAUCCGGCGCAGGAACUAACGAAAAGAAAAAAUAUUACCUCUCUGAUCAUUUACAAUUCAUUCUUCCUUUUACCAAAAGUAAAGCAAGUACUGGAAAUCUAGAAACAAUCGAUGAUAAUUCUGAAGAAGAAAAUAGCGAAUCCCAGGAAAAUACGGAAAAUGAAGACCUGCAUUCUCAACCGCAAAAUGAUGAAAGAAGUCAAGAUGGCAAUGCAUCUAAUUCGCUAUCAGAUUUAAUUACAAAUGAGAACGUGAAUGUAACAAGUAGACAAGAAGUCACUACACCUACUAAUAUAGCAAAAAAGAGAAAACUGUCUCAAAUUUCUUCAUUACCUCCAAAUCCUGUUGACGCUGCUUUUGUGGGGUGGCUUAAGAACAAAAAAGAAAGAGACGAUAACAAAAAUGAUGAUCCAAAUAUGUCAUUUUUACGAAGUUUAGUACCAGAUAUGCGUAAAAUGACAGAGAAGCAAAAUCGCCGAUUUCGGCAAAAAGUUAUUGGGCUUGUAGAUGAAAUAUUGGAAGAUGCGGAUAUUAGAUCGUAUAGGAAUACUAAUUCAACAUGGAGCACCAAUAGCAGGACUUCGGCAGGGUCAUAUUUUGUUGCUUCUUCAACGCCUAGUCCAAACACGCCAUUAGGAGAAUGGCCUGUGCAGGAGCAAAGGGCUGAAACGUCCACAUUCGAAAAUCAGCAUACUACAAGCGACUACGAACACACAUGGUAUCUACUUACCGUAAUGUUAUCAAUAAACGCUCCUCAGGGGAAAUCGCAUCCCUAAAAUGAGUAUCUUGCUUUUCUAUCUUAGGUCCUACCAUAUGCAGUAACUGAUUAAAACUUUCUUUGGACAUUCUAUAAAACUCUUUAAAUUUUUCUGGAUUGAGCGUUAAUUGCUCUUUUGUAACAGAAGCUGGAUUAUGUACUAUGUUAUCUACAAAUAGAGGAUGAAUCCAAAAACGGCGCUGCUUUCUUUUUUGUUUCAAUCGUCUUCGCAAAUAUUGCCAAGCUACUAUAACAUCCUCCUCGCUUGAAGACAUUUUGCUUACUGCAAGCAAACUAAUGCUGC
This is a messenger RNA of Photinus pyralis (common eastern firefly), 1637 nucleotides long. RefSeq lists its product as uncharacterized. Gene Ontology annotation, biological process: regulation of transcription by RNA polymerase II. Gene Ontology annotation, cellular component: transcription regulator complex; nucleus. NCBI's taxonomy places the organism in Eukaryota, Metazoa, Arthropoda, Insecta, Coleoptera, Lampyridae. The transcript is spliced from 4 exons. Gene Ontology annotation, molecular function: DNA binding. The coding region runs from base 114 to 1352 and encodes 412 amino acids. The record is from RefSeq and is a predicted model, not a curated record.